AUCAUUUCGUUUCCUCAUAACUGUAUCGGCGUGCGUUCGAUAAUGUUCCUCCCUACCGUGUUGUUUUUACUAACGUUAUCAAUCGCAAACAAUGACGCAGCAAGAAUACUGGCUUUCUUCCCCGUUCCGUCCAUCAGUCAUCAAGUAGUAUUCCGACCGUUAACUCAAGAACUUGCAAAGCGAGGCCAUGAAGUCAUUGUCAUCACACCAGACCCUGCCUUCCCAAAGGGAGAAUCACCAAGAAACUUGAAAGAAAUUGACGUUCAUGAUCUAUCCUAUGGCGUAUGGAAUGCCUUAUAUGAAAAGACUUCAACUGGAGAACCGGACUUGGUCUUUCAAAUGAGCCUUGUCUACAAUACAAUGGUAGACCUAGUCGAGAAACAAUUGAAGGUAGAUGAGGUACAGAAAAUGUUGAAAGAAAACAAGAGGUUUGAUUUGCUGAUGACCGAAGCUUGUAUAAGACCAGCCUUAGUUCUAUCUCAAGUAGUCGAUGCUCCAGUGAUUCAAGUAUCCUCCUUUGGUCCUAUGAACUUCAAUUUGGAAACGAUGGGAUCUGCUAUGCACUUGUUCUUGUAUCCCAAUCAUAUGCGACAACGUCUAUACAAUAUGACAACGUGGGAGAAAUUGUUGGAACUCUAUAAUAUUUAUAGAAUUGAAAAGGCUAUAGGAGAAGUGGAAGAAGCAGAAAAUGAGAUGGGCAAAAGAUUGUUUGGACGUGAUACGAAGACUAUAAGUGAAUUAAAAGAAAAUGUUCAUAUGUUGUUCUUGAAUAUUCAUCCUCUUUGGGAAGGGAAUCGUCCAGUGCCUCCUAGUAUUAUUUAUAUGGGAGGACUGCAUCAGAAGCCAGUGAAAGAACUACCUACGGACCUCAAAACAUACUUAGACUCUUCAAAGAAUGGCGUGAUAUACAUCAGCUUUGGCACAAAUGUCCAGCCUUCACUUCUACCACAGGACAAGAUCCGAAUAAUAGUCAAAGUGUUCUCUCAGCUGCCCUACGACGUGCUAUGGAAGUGGGACAAGGACGAACUGCCGGGACGCUCUAAGAACAUCAGGAUAUCUAAAUGGCUGCCACAGUCUGAUAUGCUCAGGCAUCCAAAAAUCAAGCUCUUCAUAACACAAGGAGGUCUACAAUCAACAGACGAGGCUAUAACUGCGGGAGUGCCUCUAGUAGGAGUUCCACUCAUAGGAGAUCAAUGGUACAACACAGAGAAAUAUGAACACCAUGGAAUUGGUGUUAAGGUUGAUUUUCCUACAUUGACUGAGACAAAUUUCAAGAAGGCUAUUAAUACUGUUCUUAGUAAUAAAAGUUAUCGUCAGAACAUAGAGAAGCUACGCAAUGUAAUGCACGACCAGCCUCAGCCUCCUCUAGAGCGCGCCGUGUGGUGGACGGAGCACGUGCUGCGUCACGGCGGCGCGAGACAUCUGCGUGGACCUGCAGCCAACAUGUCGUGGGCAGAGUACCUCGAACUAGAAUUAGUGUUUGUUCUGUUAGGAAUAGUUAUAAGCAUUGUUGUAGUAUUAUCAUUCCUUCUAUGUACAUUAUGGAGGUGUAUAAGUCCAAGUGCAGAGCAAAAGAAAGUUAAGAAGAAUUAAUUGUUUUUUUUUUUUAAGUACUUUAGCACUUAGUCACAUUUCAAUGUACAAAGGACGUGAGAAAUGAGUGAAAAUACAUUGUUACUUAUUAUGAUUAUAAAGACAAAAAAAAUGGUACGAAUAUUAUAAUAAUAUUACUUUUUCUAUAAUUGAGCAUGAAAAAUCUAUCGGUGCCAAUUUUACUGUAGGUUUUUUUAAUAAAGAAAAUAUUUGUGUCUUAAAAUUA
Spodoptera frugiperda (fall armyworm) is the source of this 1819-nucleotide messenger RNA. RefSeq names its product UDP-glycosyltransferase UGT5-like. The record is from RefSeq and is a predicted model, not a curated record. Bases 43 to 1593 code for a protein of 516 amino acids. The transcript is spliced from 4 exons. NCBI's taxonomy places the organism in Eukaryota, Metazoa, Arthropoda, Insecta, Lepidoptera, Noctuidae. Gene Ontology annotation, molecular function: UDP-glycosyltransferase activity.